CAGUUCGGUUGCCGGUAGACGCUGCCUUUUAAGGUGGCUGUAAAUGACAAGCAAAGGGACUUCUGGCUUAUUCUGUGUAGCUGACAAAAUUGGGCACGUCCUUCCUGCGGCUUCACGAGAGGAUGUUGACAAGCAGCAGCAUCGGUCUUGAAACCGGAUAAAAAUGGGACAAGGUAGAAUGCGCGAUGCCAGCCCCCGAGCAGCCCCCCAUGGUGGACGAGGGGCUGCGGCAGACACAGGAGCCUUCCACGGGCCCAGGCAUGGAGCUGGAGACCACGGCCACCACCAUCCUGGCUUCUGUGAAGGAACAGGAGCUCCAAUUUCAAAGGCUUACCAGAGAACUGGAGGUGGAAAGGCAAAUUGUGGCUAAUCAGCUAGAGAGAUGUAGGCUGGGAGCAGAGUCACCAAGUGUCGCCAGCACAAGCUCUACUGAGAAGUCGUUUCCUUGGAGAUCAUCAGAUCCUCCAAGCAGCAGUGUAAACAAGCCCCGAGUGUCAGACAGUGUUCACACCAAUGCCUAUGACGUUAGGACAGAACCCGAACAAGGGAACCUCUACUCGCCAGAACAGACGUCUCUCCAUGAAAGUGAGGGGUCUGUAGGUAACUCCAGAAGUUCAACACAAAUGAAUUCUUACUCUGACAGUGGUUACCAGGAAGUAAGCAGUUUCCAUAACAGCCAAAACCUGAGCAAGUCAGAAAGCAGACAGCAGCAUUCCCUCGCCGGGCCUGCGAACAACCACUUGGUGCGGAGCUCGCGCGCGGAAGGGCAGGCGUCCGUCCAGCCCGCAGUGAACAUCGCCAGCACCCGCGUCAUGAGGCGCGUCAGCUCCGUGCCGUCCCGGGCGCAGUCCCCGUCGUACGUGGUCAGCACCGGCGUGUCCCCGUCGCGGGGGUCGCUGCGGACGUCGCUGGGCAGCGGGUUCGGGUCCCCGUCCGCGGCCGAGCCGCGGCCCCUGGGCUCUCACGCCUACUCCUCCACCACGCUGCCGGCGCCGCGGGCAGCGUCCCCGUACGCAGCGCAGAGACCCGCGUCCCCCACGGCCGUGCGGCGCGUCGGCUCCGUCACCUCCCGGCCCGCCAACCCCAACGGCGGCAGCGCCCUGUACCAAACGCCCCUCCGGGUCGGCUCUCCCCUGGCCCUCGCUGACGUGCAAAACAGAGUCGCUUCUCCCACCCAAACGCAGCUGGGAUCGUCGUCCCCAAAGCGUUCUGGCAUGACCGCGGUUCCGCAGCAUUUGGGAGCGACGCUGCAGAGGACAAUUCAUGAUAUUGAACAGUAUGGACAGCAGUAUGACAUCUAUGAGAGAAUGGUCCCUCCACGGCCAGACAGCCUUACAGGCCUGAGGAGUUCGUACGCCAGCCAGCACAGCCAGCUGGGACAGGAGCUGCGGUCGGCGGUGUCCCCGGACCUGCACAUCACCCCCAUCUACGAGGGCCGGCCGUACUACAGCCCGGUGUACCGCAGCCCGACCCACGGCGCCGUGGAGCUGCUGCAGGGCUCGCAGGCCGCCCUGUACCGCGCGGGCUCCGGAGUUGGGAAUCUGCAACGAUCAUCGAGUCAGCGUAGCACCCUCACACACCAAAGAAACGCGUACGCGCUGAGCACGGCCGCUCCGUACGCGGAGCCGUUCCGGGUGCAGUACCGCCUGCCGCCCGCCGACGAGCCCACCACGCGCUCCCCCUCCAUCGACAGCAUCCAGAAGGACCCCAGGGAGUUUGCUUGGCGAGACCCAGAGCUGCCCGAAGUGAUCCACAUGCUGCAGCACCAGUUCCCGUCGGUGCAGGCCAACGCGGCUGCCUACCUGCAGCACCUCUGCUUCGGGGACAACAAAGUCAAAACGGAGGUGUGUAGGCUGGGAGGAAUCAAGCACCUGGUUGAUCUCUUGGAUCACCGGGUCCUGGAGGUUCAGAAGAACGCCUGUGGCGCGCUGCGGAACCUCGUGUACGGGAAGUCCACGGAUGAAAACAAAAUAGCAAUGAAGAACGUCGGUGGGAUACCUGCCCUUUUACGAUUGUUGAGAAAGUCUGUUGAUGCCGAAAUUAAAGAGCUUGUAACAGGGGUGCUCUGGAACCUGUCUUCCUGCGAUGCGGUGAAGAUGACAAUCAUUCGGGACGCCCUGUCGACGCUGACCAACACUGUGAUAGUGCCCCAUUCCGGGUGGAACAGCUCCUCCUUUGAUGAUGAUCACAAGAUGAAGUUCCAGACUUCCCUGGUUCUGCGCAAUACCACAGGAUGCCUGAGGAACCUGAGCUCGGCGGGCGAGGAGGCGCGGAAGCAGAUGAGGGCUUGCGAAGGGCUGGUCGACUCGCUGCUCUACGUGAUCCACACGUGUGUGAACACCUCAGACUAUGACAGCAAGACAGUGGAAAACUGUGUGUGUACCUUGCGAAACCUUUCCUACCGUUUGGAACUGGAGGUGCCUCAGGCACGUCUGCUGGGGAUCAAUGAACUGGACGACUUGUUAGGAAAGGAAUCACCCAGCAAAGAUUCAGAGCCAAGCUGCUGGGGGAAAAAAAAGAAGAAGAAAAAAAAAACUUCACAGGAGGAUCAGUGGGACGGAGUUGGGCCCAUCCCCGGGUUCUCCAAGUCCCCCAAGGGGGUGGAGAUGCUGUGGCACCCGUCGGUGGUGAAGCCGUACCUGACGCUGCUGGCCGAGAGCUCCAACCCGGCCACGCUGGAGGGCUCGGCCGGCUCGCUCCAGAACCUGUCUGCGGGCAACUGGAAGUUCGCAGCGUACAUCCGAGCCGCGGUAAGGAAAGAGAAGGGGCUCCCGAUCCUGGUGGAGCUGCUGAGGAUGGACAACGACAGGGUCGUUUCGUCCGUGGCCACUGCCCUCAGGAACAUGGCGCUGGACGUGCGGAACAAGGAGCUGAUCGGUAAAUACGCCAUGCGAGAUCUGGUUAAUCGACUCCCGGGAGGCAACGGCCCGAGCGUGCUGUCGGAUGAGACGGUGGCCGCGAUCUGCUGCGCUUUGCACGAGGUGACCAGCAAGAACAUGGAGAACGCCAAAGCGCUGGCGGACACCGGCGGCAUCGAGAAGCUGGUGAACAUCACCAAGGGCCGCGGUGACAGGUCCUCACUGAAAGUUGUCAAAGCAGCUGCCCAGGUACUGAACACAUUAUGGCAAUACCGAGAUCUCCGUAGCAUUUAUAAAAAGGAUGGAUGGAAUCAAAGUCAUUUUAUUACACCAGUAUCAACACUAGAGCGAGAGAGAUUCAAAUCACAUCCUUCCUUAUCAACAACAAAUCAGCAGAUGUCACCUGUCAUACAGUCAGUCGGCAGCACGUCCUCAUCCCCGGCCUUGUUAGGAAUCAGAGAGCCCCGCUCCGAGUACGAGCGAACGCAACCUUCUAUGCAGUAUUACAAUAACCAAGGUGAUGGCAUCACACACAAAGACAUAUACACCGGUUCCAGCAAACCGUCACCAAUUUACAUCAGUUCCUAUUCCUCACCAGCAAGAGAACAGAACAGACGACUACAGCAUCAGCAAUUGUACUACAGCCAAGAAGACGCCAACAGGAAAACGUACGACGCGUACAGGUUGUACCUGCAGUCCCCGCACAGCUACGAGGACCCGUACUACGACGACCGAGUUCACUUCCCCGCUGCGUCGGAUUACGCAGCGCAGUACGGACUGAAGUCGGCCACAAACUACGUGGACUUUUACUCCACCAGGCGCUCCUCGUACCGAGCGGAGCAGUACCCGGGCUCUCCCGACUCCUGGGUGUAGCAGCGAGGGGACGAACCGCAGAGGCUUCUCACCUUGCUGGGGAGGAAAUGGAACGGCCUCGUGUGCUGGUUUGGGUGUGAAUGUGAAAGUGAAAGUGAAGUACAAGAAGGAACAAGGAAGAUUGAUUUUUUUUCUUUUCUUUUUUUUUUUGUUGUUUGUUUUUUGGUUUUUGAGUGAGGAAUUGUCAGGAAGAAAAGCUGGAAGGGAACUGGAAGGGAUGGUUUGGGUUCCGCUCUGUUUAGGUGUUAGGUAUCAUUACUGUAGCUCCUGUAGUCUGGUGAGGGUGUGGGCGAUGUGAUGAAAGGUUUGAGAACUGAGUCAAAUGAAUUUGGAAAGCGUGUAGGUCAGAGCAAAUUAAAGCUGAUUGUUUUUUUUUUAAUGUGAAUAAAAGUCUUGUUCUGAUAGUUUGUACAGAGAAAAUAAAAUGGAUGCCCUUGUUUUAUUGCUCCUACUAGAUGUCAGAUUGUAUGCUCUUCCGUCUUGUAAAUUUCUUCGUUGGUGUAAAUAUGGAGAUGCCACAUUGGUUUCAAGUGCCAUCCAUUUGUAAUGCAGUGUGUCAUUUUAAAAGGAAUUCGAAACAUCAUGCACAAAAAAAAAUCCAAGAAAAUGUUAUAAAUUUUAAAAGGAGAAAAAAGCAAACUUUUAAAAAAAAUGAAUAGUGUAAUUUUGAAGCACAAGGUCCGGUCUGGUAUAUCUGCACCUCUCCCAUUCCCUGCCUGUUUCAUAAGAAACUUCACUGCCAUUUUCUAUGCACAUGGAAUAACAAUAAAUAUGGAAGUCUCAUCCAUGGAAA
Molecule: messenger RNA, 4524 nt
Organism: Columba livia (rock pigeon)
Lineage: Eukaryota; Metazoa; Chordata; Aves; Columbiformes; Columbidae
Gene: PKP4
Product: plakophilin 4
Exons: 22
Coding region: 186-3731 (1181 amino acids)
Biological process (GO): cell-cell junction assembly; cell-cell adhesion
Cellular component (GO): cytoplasm; adherens junction; plasma membrane
Molecular function (GO): cadherin binding
Source: RefSeq, a predicted model, not a curated record